Messenger RNA from Salarias fasciatus (jewelled blenny), 1822 nucleotides. RefSeq names its product ras-related protein Rab-25-like. Bases 204 to 830 code for a protein of 208 amino acids. NCBI's taxonomy places the organism in Eukaryota, Metazoa, Chordata, Actinopteri, Blenniiformes, Blenniidae. Gene Ontology annotation, molecular function: GTP binding; GTPase activity. The record is from RefSeq and is a predicted model, not a curated record. The transcript has 5 exons.
GCUGUGUGUUCUUGUCCAAACAGGUCGCCUCACACUGGGAGCAGCCGACACUCCUGCAUGUGUGUGAGGAGUGUGUGAGGAGAGUGUGAGGACUGAGGAGUGUGUGAGGACUGAGGAGUGUGUGAGGAGGCUCUGAGGGUCCAGGUCUACUGACGCCCUCCUCCAGCCGGGCCCGGGGAGCCGACACGCUGGAUGGACGCAGCAUGGAGUCGGACGAGCCGUACAACUUCGUCUUCAAGGUGGUUCUGAUCGGAGAGUCCGGCGUGGGGAAGAGCAACCUGCUGUCCCGCUUCACCAAGAACGAGUUCAACCACGACAGCCGCACCACCAUCGGGGUGGAGUUCAGCACCCGGACGGUGCACCUCAACGGCUGUACCAUCAAGGCCCAGAUCUGGGACACGGCGGGGCUGGAGCGGUACCGGGCCAUCACCUCGGCGUACUACAGAGGAGCAGUCGGAGCUCUGCUGGUCUUCGACAUCACCAAGCACCUGACCUACGAGAGUCUGGAGCGCUGGCUCCGGGAGCUGUACGAACACGCCGAGCCCAACAUCGUGGUGAUGCUGGUGGGCAACAAGACGGACCUGGAGCCCGAGAGGUCGGUGCCGUCCGAGGAGGCCCGGGACUUCGCAGAGAAGAGGGGCCUGCUGUUCCUGGAGACGUCCGCCCUCCAGUCCACCAACGUGGAGGCAGCGUUCAACAACGUCAUGGCAGAGAUCCACAGGAAGGUGACCAACAAGGAAAUGAUGCGCAGCUCCGUCAGUCCUCUGACCCUGAACAGGCCGGGAACCGAGAACAGCCAGGAGGGACGACCCUGCUGCAGGAACAUCUGAGAACUGGACCUGCUGCAGGAACAUCUGAGAACUGGACCUGCUGCAGGAACGUCUGAGGACAGAACCGUCUGAGGACAGAACCUGCUGCUCCUCUUUCUCUCCUGCCGCCACAUAUAAAGUGAAAAUAUUUAAAUAAACGAUAAAACACAAUGAAGUCAAUUGAAAGUUCCAUGUUCUGUUCUAAUGUUGACUUUAAUACCCCUUUCCCACUGGUCAAAAAACCCAUGAAAACCCGUUAAUACCCGUUUAAACCCGCUAACACCCGGCUCCUCAUGGCAGUGGGAAAGUGUUUAAAUGGCAUUCCGAUCGACCCUGCAAGCGACCCGGGUUUUAAUCGGCUCAGCUUCAGUGUGAAAGGCAGACCCAGGUCGAUGCGGUAAUUUACGUGAUGACAUUGACGUAGCAUGGCUACGUUAGCGCGGCUACGUUAGCACGCUAGUUACUGUUCCUGGACACAGCGUGAGAUUUCCUUCAAGAUGACCCAGUGUUGGCAGGAUAGCGAGACCAGAGAGCUCCUCCUGACCUGUGGGGAAGAGGAGAUUCGUCCACAGGUAACGGGGACUGAGCUCCGCAGCAUUGUUUAGCUUGCUUUGCUCUGUCACAUUGAUGAUGUCAUCAACGUGGGACCUCAUCAGCGCAGGAAAAAUCAGCCACGCAGCUCCCCAGCAGGCGGUGAGACCCGGGUCUGCAGGCGGAGGGGAAGGAGUCAAAAGCCGAUUGUCAGCGGGUCGACCCGCUGGUGUCAGUGGGAAACGGGUUUUAGUCUGACACCAGUUUAAACUUCUGCUUCUAACUCUGCUGAAGAUGAAGCGUCUGAAACAUCCCGUCUCUCGCUUCAGAUUGUGAAACUCGUCCCAUUUCCUGUUUCAGGUUGUGAAACUCGUCCCGCCUCUCGGUUCUGUCAGAUUUCACAGUAAAGCUCGUCAUUGGUCGAUCGGUUCUGCUGAUGAUCUGUUUUGGAUUCAUUGAUCUUCUUUAGAAAAAUAAAUCAU